AUGGCGGCCAUUGGAGGCGUUAUCCUUCGCUUCUUCAAUCUGGGCCUGCGUGUCCUCCAAGUCUUCGAUUCCGCCGUCAUCCUGGGCAUCUUCUCUUACUACCUCGCCGUCCUAGCGGACCAUAACCUGCCCAUCCCGACAUGGACGAAAGCCGUCGAGGGUCUCUCGGGUGCUGCGACCCUCUACGCCUUACUGGGCUGUCUCUUCAGCUGCUGUCUCGGCGGGAUGACCUUCUUCGCCUUCGUCGGCAUGCUGCUGGACGUCUGCUUCGUCGGAGCCAUGAUUGCCAUUGCAGUCCUGACUCGUGACGGCACGCAAUCCUGCCAUGGAAAUGUUCACUCCCCUCUCGGAAGUGGCCCUUCCAACACCGAUUCCAGCACGACCAAAAUAAACCUCGGUUUCGCCUGUCGUCUCGAGAAGGCGUGCUUUGCUGUGUCAAUCAUUGGAAUCUUCUUAUUCCUCGUAUCCAUCCUCUUCCAGCACCUCCUGGCCCGUCACCACAGACGCGAGAAGCGUUAUGGUCCUUCCCCGGCCAACGGAUACACCUCUGGUAAGGGCCGAGGUGGCUUCUUCUCCGACUCGGGCAGCUCUAGAACCAGAGGCGAUGACAGUCUCUUGCAGCAUCCUACCCCGAAGGAAGCUUUCUAUAGAUCUGUUUAA
Messenger RNA from Monascus purpureus, 660 nucleotides. The record is from the annotation of a GenBank genome assembly. Lineage: Eukaryota; Fungi; Ascomycota; Eurotiomycetes; Eurotiales; Aspergillaceae.